This is a messenger RNA of Mugil cephalus (flathead mullet), 1257 nucleotides long. RefSeq names its product E-selectin-like. Gene Ontology annotation, biological process: heterophilic cell-cell adhesion; leukocyte tethering or rolling; response to cytokine. Bases 19 to 573 code for a protein of 184 amino acids. The transcript is spliced from 6 exons. Gene Ontology annotation, molecular function: sialic acid binding; oligosaccharide binding. NCBI's taxonomy places the organism in Eukaryota, Metazoa, Chordata, Actinopteri, Mugiliformes, Mugilidae. The record is from RefSeq and is a predicted model, not a curated record. Gene Ontology annotation, cellular component: external side of plasma membrane.
CGAAAAAGCAAGACAAGAAUGGCAGUUGAUCUCAGAAGAGUCAUGCCUCAUCUAAUGCUGAUAGCUGUUCUGAUGGUGUUUGCUCAAGUUGGCGUCAUCUGCACUUUUAGCUGUGAUGAAGGCCAUGAGCUGCAAGGCGAAUCCAGCAUGGAAUGUUCUCUCCAAGGCCAAUGGAGCGUCACACCACCAACCUGCACAGCUGUAAGAUGUCUGGCGCUUGAGUCUCCGGAAAACGGUCAUGUGAACUGUUCAAACAGUGAGCCAGUUUACAACACACAGUGCUCCUUCACAUGUGAUCAAGAUUUCUCCUUAGAGGGACAUGAGCUGCUGACUUGUGAUCAUCAUGGCAACUGGACAGGCGAAAAGCCCACCUGUCAAGCUCCCUCAGCUCCAGUUGCUGCUGUUGCCUCUGGUGUGGCAGCAGGGGGCACUGCCUUAUUAUCUGGCAUCUCUCUGACUUUGUGGAUCUUGAAACGACUGAAGCAGAGGGGAAGCAAGUUUGAGCUGAACAGCAACUCCGACAUAGAUCCACCCCCACAGGUCUACAAAAACAGCAUCGACAGCCUCAUUUAAAUUGCAUUCUUACAAGGACAUUGUAAACAUGACUACAUACCCAUCAUAGUAAUGUGAAUAUUUUUUACCAUUAGCAUGAAACAUGUUGGCAGGCUUGAGGAUGCUACGGGCAGAUGGAGACAUGCUCCUGGGGGUUGAAGUUUACAUCCCUCCCUGAGCGAACAAGGACACCAUACAACACGAUCUAUGUCACUGUUGUUAUGCAACUGACCAGACAAGUGGAUCAUCUUGGUCACAGUUUUGCCAACUGCUUUUGUACAUUUGUUCAUAAUGCUAAUUCUGUAAUUUUUUUGAUUAGACUGUUUAUUUUAUUUUACUAGAUCAUACUUAUUUAAAUUUAAUUUUUUAUCUAAUCUUGAUUUAUUUUAUCUUUCUUUUUACUUGUGUUUCUUUUAUGUAAGAAGCUAAGCUACUUCUAAAAUCAAUAUGGCAUUCAGAGCAUUGAGGGUGGAUUGUCAUGUCAUUGCGGAACUGUGAAUACGUUCACUGUAUUAUCACAGUAUUUAUGUGCUAUUUAUUUAAUAUGCCUAUUACAUAUGAAAUGUUACUCAGAUGUCUCUGUAUCUAAAGCAGCACCGACUUUUGCUCAACUUGUAACAACUCAGCCUAUCAUGUUUUAUAUCUGAAUCUGUGCAUGUUUGUUCUGGUUUUCGCACAAACCAAAUAAACUCUGUUAAAUGAAAA